AUGUCCGUCAAAUUAAGUGAAUUGUUCACCACUGCAAUUCGGCCAACGUCAUGUCCUGAAUUACAAGACAUGCAAACGAUCGCUUCUGUCAUCGAAAAGAUACCAAACGCGUCGGUAAGUUUUCGACAUCAAAUCGAGCAAAAGAUGAAAUUAUACAUCCAGUCGAAAAUGACUGUCCAUGAGAUGAUGAAUACAUUACUCUUAGCGAAUUAUGUGGUUCAGAACUCGCCUACAUUCAGAACACAAGUCUGUGAGUUGUCGUUUCUUACACUUCUCCAACAAGUUGGGAAGAUGAGGAAAGUGCAUACGGAGACCGACGAAGUCGAAGAUAAAGUUCGAGAAUUGAUAGCCGUCUGGGGGUGCUUCUACCCAAAUGAAUUGUCCGAAUACGCCGUGUUGUAUCAGAAAUAUUUAGAACUUGGUGUUAUUAAUCCAUUGAGUAAACCAACCAUCUUGCUACCCAAUGAAAUCACACGACUUGUCCCUCAUGUGGAACACAACCUAAGAAAUGUGGCAAGAGCUCUUCAAGAUAAAUUAGAUAUGCAGAAUGUACUUAGACAUGCCGUCAAGAUCCAAGUGAAAUAUGAGAAACAAGUCGAGAAGUGCUUUGGUGAUAUUAAGUCGUAUGAUGCUCAGAAACUCUACGAGUUAGAGCAACUGAAUGUCCGCUUAAGAAAUUCAAUUGCCGAAUUGAAGGGAGAAGUUAUUAAAAGUGGAGAAACUGAGGUUGUCUGUGAAUCGACAUCAAUGAAAGAACCAUGUCUAGAAUGUCCCACUCAAACAAUAUCAUUAUUGAACAAACGAUCUAUUGUAGGGAGUCGCGCAGUGUUACACUUUCGAGGUGAUUCUUUGAAGACGACCAAAUUUGUUAGCCGAGAAAUGAAGGUCGACAACAGAGAGGACAGUAAGAGAAAUGUAAUUUCACCAAUCAAAAUGUCUCGCAAUGUUUCUUCUGAAGUGUUUGUAUUUGAUGAGGAGAUGGAUGUGACUGAUGGAAAAAGAGGAGUUUCAAGCUUUUUUUGA
Molecule: messenger RNA, 1023 nt
Organism: Entamoeba invadens IP1
Lineage: Eukaryota; Evosea; Mastigamoebida; Endamoebidae
Exons: 3
Coding region: 1-1023 (340 amino acids)
Molecular function (GO): phosphatidylinositol binding; ubiquitin binding
Source: RefSeq, a predicted model, not a curated record